CCUUUUCAUGCAAAACUUGUAAACUUUCUAAAUAUUGAUUUAAAUGUUAAAUUAGGGGAUAGAGUGGCAUGUGAUGAAUGUGGUUUAAUUAGACCCAUCAGUAUAGUGGCUGGAUUCGAAUUAUAUAAUGGGAUGGUCAAAUAGUAGAAUUAAGAAAUCGAUCGCUUGCUUGAACAAGAGGUAAAAUCUUUGGAAAUACUGAAAAAUAAAUUAUUCAAAAGGACUGAAGAAUUACUGGCAAAUAUGAAUAUAAUAGAGAAGGAAAUAGAAAAGUAAAUUUAGUAGAUAAUCUAACAAUAUAAAAAUCUGAAAUUAAACCACUAUUAAAUUGGAUAAAUAACCUUCAGCCAAUUAUAAAAAAUGGCCUAACAAAUUAGUCUAUUUAAAUAUUAAGAUAUUUAAUUAUUUGAUUAAGAAGUUGUAGAUAAAUUAAAACCCUAUCAAGGAAUCUUCAAUCAAUAUUAUGAUACUGCAUUGAAACACGCGAAAGACUAUAAAAAAAACAUUGAAGAUCUCAUAGCGUAUUAACAAUGGAAUGACCAUCCUUAAUAAAUAUGCUUCGACAUACAAAUAGCUCAGAGACACAAUGUAAUUAUUGCGAAUUGCGAAAAUAAGAUAAGGAGUUAUUCAUUUAAAGAAGGCAGAAUAAACUAAAUAUAAGAAAAUAACACUCAUAGAGGGUUUAUAGAGACGAUUUGUUUAAGCAAUUCUUAAAAUUUCUUUUUUACUGGAGGAGUAGACAAAAUUGUUCGCGUUUGGAAACUUUCAAAUUAGGGCACUUUUGAAUUAUAUUAAGAGCUCAAUUGCCAUAAAGACUGUAUAAAAUCUAUAGUGAUUAAUUCGUAAGAUAAACAAUUAUUUUCAACUGGAUGUGAUAAAACUAUAUAGAUUUGGAAUAAAUGUGAAAAUUAGUGGUAGUUGUCAUAAAGCUUGAAUGACCAUUUCAGAGAAAUAUUACAGAUAUAAAUAAGUUAAAGUGAUAAGCUAUUAUUAUCAGUUAGUUGGGAUAGGUCUAUCAAUAUAUACGAACAAAAUUAAGGAGUGUGGAAACUAACCUAGAAAAUCGGAAAUGCACAUGAAUAUAAAAUUUUCUCGGCUUGCUUUAUAAAUGAUGAAUAAUUCGUUACUGGCAGUAAAGAGGUAUUGAUUUGGAGGAGAAAUGGAAACAAUGGAUAAUUUCAUUUAACUGGAACAGUUCAAUCCUAAUUGGAAUGUGUUGAUAGAAUCAAAUAUCUUCCGUCUAAUUAAAUAAUGAUAUUUCAGAGUUCUAAUGCUUUAGAUGUGUGGAGAUUCGUAGAAUUCAACAAUCCUUUGUAAAUAUAGCGAUUUAAAGGACUGUUUUAAGGAGCCACACUUACAAAUAAUGGUCAAUAUUUAAUUGCGUAUAAUGUCGAUGAGAAAAAAAUUGUUAUUAACCAAAGAAAUUUCUGAGUUUAUCUACC
Molecule: messenger RNA, 1442 nt
Organism: Paramecium octaurelia
Lineage: Eukaryota; Ciliophora; Oligohymenophorea; Peniculida; Parameciidae
Source: the annotation of a GenBank genome assembly